AUGAAGGCAAUCGUCUUCAACGCCCAAGGCGAGCCCGCCACGCUCGCCGAACGCAACGUUCCGGACCCGGGCCCCAACGAAGUCCUCGUCAAGGUGUCGACCACUGCUCUGAAUCCACAUGAUCAGAAGAUCAAAGACCUUGGUCUCCUGAUCAAGGAAUGGCCAUGGAUCCCCGGGUCCGACGUCGCCGGCACCGUCGAGAAGCUGGGGCCGGACGUCACGAAGUAUCAAGUCGGCGACAGGGUCUUCGGCCAGGGCAACUUCCUCAGUCCCCGAGUCCUCGACUUCGCCGGCCUGCAGGAAUAUGCGUUGGUCGACGACCGAUGCAGCGCCAAAGUACCGCCGGGGCUCUCGGACGACGACGCCACCACCAUGCCGACCAACGCGGCGACGGCCUUCUUCGGCUUCUUCGCGAACAGCGGCUUCGCCCUGCCCGUGUCGUCUCUCGGGGGCAAGGCCGAGUUCGACGCGUCGAGCCACGACCUCGUCGUGCUCGGAGGCAGCAGCCAGCUGGGGAAACUGAUCAUACAGUUCGCCAAGGUGAUGGGCUGGCGCUCCGUCGUGGUCACCGCCGGGCCUCAGAACACGGACAGCCUGAAGCAGCUGGGGGCAACUCAUGUCGUCAGUCGCCACGGGAACUUCGAUGACAUGGUCCGCCAGAUUCGGGACGUCGUCGGAGAUGACGACCUGCAGUAUUGCUUCAAUGUCAUGCACAGCGACCGCACCCUGGGAGCCGCACUGCUGUCGGGCAGCGGCGGCGGGAGCGGCCAUCUGGCGAACUUCGUCCACGGCACGGUGGAUUACGCGCGCGCGGGCAAGAAGGAGGCAGAUUUCGAGGAUACCUUCGUGCAGGGCAUGACGCUCCUGUAUCCCGAGCUCGGCCGGUAUUUCUGGGACCAUCUGCCUACUUGGCUUGUCGACGGCAGUCUAAAGGUACCGAAGUGGUCGGUCAUCGAGGGCCUGGAUGUCACAAAGGUCAAUGAGGUGCUCGAUAAGUGGAAGGAUCAGGAGCCCGUGCCGGACCAUCCACAUGUGCACCCGAAUGCUUGA
Cyphellophora europaea CBS 101466 is the source of this 1050-nucleotide messenger RNA. RefSeq lists its product as uncharacterized. The record is from RefSeq and is a predicted model, not a curated record. Bases 1 to 1050 code for a protein of 349 amino acids. Gene Ontology annotation, molecular function: oxidoreductase activity, acting on NAD(P)H. NCBI's taxonomy places the organism in Eukaryota, Fungi, Ascomycota, Eurotiomycetes, Chaetothyriales, Cyphellophoraceae. The transcript has a single exon.